AUGGCCGCCCCGAAGGAGGGCGGCUUUAAGAUGUCGCUGGGCGGCCUGAAAGGCAAAGUCGGUCUGAAAGCUGCUCCCGCCAAGAAGGAUGUCAAACGACCGCGAUUGGCACUCGGCGACGACGAAGAGGACGACUCGGGCAAGCAGCAAGAGAUCUCAGGCUGGGACGCAGCAGAGGGUGGCGCUGUCGAUGUUGGCGGCCCAAAAGAGAAGGAAGCGCCUCGAGUAAUCCCAGCGCUGCCGAAUCGCAAUUGGCGCGAAGAUGCGCGGCGGCGACAGCUUGCGAAAGCACCGCAUACAAAGGCGCAGAACACCGAGGUCACGGAGCAGAUGGAGCAGCCGCAGAUACAAUACGGUCUCACCAUCUUGAAGAAGGAGGACCAGCAGGACAAUGCAGCGGAGGAAGAGCCUGCGCCUGCCGAGCCAAUGGAGGAUGUCCAGGACAAUCUCACAGAGGAACAGCGCCUCGAGAAGAAAGCCCUCGACGCCCUAAUCAACGGAAAACCCACUGACGAAGGCCUCGUCAUCCCCCUCCACAAUGACGAAGACGCCUUCCAAUCCGACCUCCGCUCCGCCCCCGACGCACCCACCCUCGACGCCUACGAAGCAACCCCUAUCGAAGGCUUCGGCGCCGCGCUGCUCCGCGGCAUGGGAUGGAAAGACAGCGACGCAGCCGGCAAAAACGGCGCCCCCGCGAAGAUCAAACAAGUCAAGCCCCGCCCUGCGCUGCUUGGUAUCGGCGCAAAGGAAGACGCUGCUGCGGGCGUCGAGUUGGGCGAUUUCAAGGGCAACAGGGGGAAGGGCAAGAACAAGCAGCAGAGCUACAACCCGGUGGCACUGCGCAAUAAGAAGACGGGCGAGGUUAUCACCGAGGACGAAUUGAAGGCGAAGCUGGAGCAGCAGGAUAUGGUGCAGGAGGAGCCGAAGCGGAAACGAGAGGAUGAGCGGAGGAGCGAUAAGGAGCGUGACCGACGGCGGGGGAAGGACGAUUACGACGACAGGCGGGACAGGCGCAAGGAUAAAUACAGGGACGAGGAAUACGAUAAGAUCGAGACGAUGAUCAUGACAGCGAGCGGAGGAGGGACAGGCGCAGAGAUGAGGAUUACGACAGCGAGCGGAGACGAGACAAGCGACGAGAGCGUAGCCGCAGCCCGAGCGACAAGAAGCGCGACAGGUACCGCAGUAGAUCGCGAGACUCGAAGCGUGAUCGCGACCGGCGGGAUAGGAGUCGCGAUCCAAAACGCAGACGAGAAUAUGACGACGACCGCGAGGAGAGGAGGAGGAGACAUUAGCGUUAGCAUUAACAUCUGCAUUGGCAUUGGCAUGGCCACGGCGUUUAGAUAA
Parastagonospora nodorum SN15 is the source of this 1344-nucleotide messenger RNA. RefSeq lists its product as hypothetical. The transcript has 2 exons. Gene Ontology annotation, biological process: mRNA splicing, via spliceosome. Lineage: Eukaryota; Fungi; Ascomycota; Dothideomycetes; Pleosporales; Phaeosphaeriaceae. The coding region runs from base 1 to 1344 and encodes 447 amino acids. Gene Ontology annotation, cellular component: spliceosomal complex. The record is from RefSeq and is a predicted model, not a curated record.